AUGGUAUCGGAGGCUCCCAUGAGUUGCCACCGAACCUUCCCGGUGUCCGUCGUGAUCCGCGAGAAGGUGCCCAGCUUCGACGGCAGCCACUUUGUCACCGCCGGCGAGCCCAUGCCUGAGGAGACGGCCACCGCCAGCACCAGGAGCUCGGUGCGGAGCAGCAGGCGCGGCACCUGCGCGCCGUCGGGGCCGCGAUGGAGGCGCUCGCGGCCCGAGCGGCGCUGCAGCGGGAGCGGGGGCGCCGGUGCUUCCGACGACCACGAGUGCCUCCUGCUGGACGGUGGGCGCACGCGGCUCGCCAGCGCGCGCGGGGCGGCGGUGGGGCGGGUGCGCGCCUUUGUCCGCGCCGGUGGGGUGCUCUGA
Molecule: messenger RNA, 363 nt
Organism: Prorocentrum cordatum
Lineage: Eukaryota; Dinophyceae; Prorocentrales; Prorocentraceae
Source: the annotation of a GenBank genome assembly